AUGAAGCCCCCGCCGCGGCGGCGAGCGGCCCCGGCGCGCUACGUGGGCGAGGAGACCGGCCCCGCGGCCUGGAGCGCCCGCGAGAAGCGGCAGCUUCUGCGCCUCCUGCAGGCGCGGCGCGAGCAGCCGGAGCCGGACGCCUGCGAACUGGCCCGGGAGUUGCCGGGCCGGAGCGAGGCCGAGAUCCGGGACUUCCUCCGGCAGCUCAAGGCCCGCGUGGCCCGGGAGGCCAUUCAGAGGGUGCAUGCGGGUGGCCCCCAGGGCCCAAGGCAACGAGGAACGCAGACCCCAGCCCCCAUUGAGGUAUGGAUGGAUCUGGCUGAAAAGAUAACAGGUCCUCUGGAGGAAGCGCUGACCGUGGCUUUUUCACAGGUGCUCACCAUCGCAGCCACAGAACCCAUCAGCCUCCUGCACUCCAAGCCCCCCAAACCCACACAGGCCCGUGGACAGCCACUGCUCCUCAGCACCCCUGGAGGGCAGGAGAAUCAGAACCCUCAGACCCCAGGUCCUGCCCCCGAGACCCUUCAGCCUACCCCUGGUCCUGUCCCUGAGACCCUUCAAUGCACCCCUGGUCCUGCCUCUGAGACCCUUCAGUGCACCCCUGGUCCUGCCCCCGAGACCCUUCAACCCACCCCUGGUCCUGCCCUCCAGACCCCUUGCCCUGCCCCUGUGCCACCAUCCAAACCUCUGACGGGCUCCUCCACUACGGAGGAUUUCGCUGUGGACUUCGAGAAGAUCUACAAGUACCUGUCAUCCAUCUCCCGCAGCAGCCACGGCCCCGAGCUCUCUGCAGCUGAGUCAGCUGUGGUCCUUGACCUGCUCAUGGCCCUUCCCGAGGAGCUGUCGCACCUGCCCUGCGGUGCCCUGGCCGAGCAUAUGCUGGACAUGUAUGUGCACCUGACUGCCCCCCAGGCCCACCCAGCUGGCGGGAGCCUGGGUCCCGAGGCUGAGGACUCUGGGGCAGGCUCCAUGGGGCAGGAGGCAGCUUGCCAGGCCAUCCCUCAGGCCCGUGAGGACGCCGGGCUCAGUGAACCAAGAUCUGCCUGGCAAGCAGCCGGGGUCUGUCCCCUGAACCCCUUUCUGGUACCCCUGGAGCUUCUUGCCCGGGUGGCCACCCCUGCAAUUUGAGGGUCCUGGGCAGAGGACACACCAGACACCUAUGAGCUCCCUGACCAUCCUAUUCAGGCUGGCACUGGGCUGUCCAGCGCCACAGGUCAUAGCUCAUGACAUGGUCCUUAGUGUGGAGUGGCCUUUAAGGUGCUUGGCACGGCGGGGGUAGGAAGUCACAUCCUGUACUACAGGGUUUCAGCCACAAGACUGGGGGCGGGCAGCAGUGAGGCAGCUGGACCCCAGUCACCAUCCACUGUUGCGCACACUCCCCCUGUGCCUGUGUCCUGCGUCCUCUGUCCUUGACUGAAUAAAGCUCUGGUCUGUCUGCCCCUGAUUAUUUUUCUUGUAGUUAAA
Molecule: messenger RNA, 1464 nt
Organism: Talpa occidentalis (Iberian mole)
Lineage: Eukaryota; Metazoa; Chordata; Mammalia; Eulipotyphla; Talpidae
Gene: SNAPC2
Product: small nuclear RNA activating complex polypeptide 2
Exons: 5
Coding region: 1-1128 (375 amino acids)
Biological process (GO): snRNA transcription
Cellular component (GO): nuclear body
Molecular function (GO): RNA polymerase II general transcription initiation factor activity
Source: RefSeq, a predicted model, not a curated record